This is a messenger RNA of Dictyostelium discoideum AX4, 5661 nucleotides long. Its product is annotated as Arf guanyl-nucleotide exchange factor. The transcript is spliced from 6 exons. Gene Ontology annotation, cellular component: membrane; cytoplasm. Bases 1 to 5661 code for a protein of 1886 amino acids. Lineage: Eukaryota; Evosea; Eumycetozoa; Dictyosteliales; Dictyosteliaceae. Gene Ontology annotation, molecular function: guanyl-nucleotide exchange factor activity. Gene Ontology annotation, biological process: regulation of ARF protein signal transduction. The record is from RefSeq and is a predicted model, not a curated record.
AUGGACGAUUCAAUAGCAUUGAUGUUUAAUAACACAUUGCAAAAGAUUUAUAGUCAGUGUUCAAGAAAAUGUAUUCAAUUAAGAGAAUCAUGUAAAGUUGCACAAGACACUAUUAGAGAUUCUCCAUUAUUCAGUGCAUCUGAAACUAAACAUGAUAAUAAAGAAUAUGAACUUUUAGGUAAUAAAUUAUUUAUAGCUAUGAAAUUAGCAUGCGAAACUAAAGAACCAAAAAUAAUGAUAAUUGCAUUAGAUUGUUUAGAUAAAAUGAUGUUAUAUGGAAUUAUUAAAGCAAAUAUAAAUGAUGAAACUUCACCACCAGUAAAUGGAGAGAAAAAGAAAUUGGUAGAGAGUGUUGUGGAUUUAAUUGGAUCAUAUUUUAGUUUUCAAAAUGAGAAUGUUCAACUUCAAAUCAUUAAAGCAUUAUUAACAUCAGUAACAACACCAUCAUGUGAUGUACAUGAUACUUGUUUAAUGAAUUCAAUUAAAACUUCAUAUAAUAUCUAUUUAGUUAGUACUGCUAAAACUGUAAAUUGUACCGCUGCUAGAAGUGCACUCUUUCAAAUGGUUGAUUGUGUUUUACAAAAAUUUGAAUUGGUUAGCCAACAAAAAAUGCAUAAUCCAUCACCAUCAUCAUCAUCAUCAUCAUCAUCAUCAUCAAAUACAUUAUUAUCAAAUUCAAAUGAAGAAAUAAAUACAGCAUAUCAAAGUAAUUUAUCAGAUGUUAUAUUAUUAUUUAGAGCAUUUUGUAAAUUAUCAACAAAAGAUAUACCAGAUGGAUUACAACCAGAAUCACAUGAAAUGAAGAGUAAAUUAUUAUCAUUGGAGUUGUUGAGUAGAAUAUUGGAGAAUCCAUUACCAUCAUUAAAGUUAUCAGAGAAAUUUAUAAAUUCAAGUAUAAAGAGAUACCUAUCGAAUUCAUUAUUGAUCAAUGGUACCAAUCAACAUUUACCAGUUUUCAAAUUAACAUUAUCAUUGUUUUUAUCAUUGAUAAUUCAUUUCAAAGAGUAUUUAAAGGAAGAGAUUGGUUUAUUCUUUUCAAAGAUUCUAUUAAAUGUUUUAUCAUCAACGAGUUGUUCAGCGAAACAAAAAUGGUUAAUUUUACCAGUACUAUAUGAAAUUUGUAAGAAUCCUCAAACUAUUGUUGACAUUUUCGUAAAUUAUGAUUGUGACCCAGAUAGAAAGGAUAUCUUUGAGAAAAUGGUUUAUGAACUCUCAAGAGUUGCUCAAGGUACAAUUACAGGUGACCAACGUUCUUCAACUUCUUUAGAUGAUCAAAAAUUUAAAACUUUAGGUUUAGAAUGUAUAGUUACAAUUAUGAAAUCUUUAGUUGAUUGGAGUAAAGAAUUAUAUCAAGAUAGUUUAAUAAGUAAUAAUAAUAAUAAUAAUAAUAAUAAUAAUAAUAAUAAUAAUAAUAAUAAUAAUAAUAAUAAUAAUAAUAAUACUACAACCACCACUACCACUACAUCAUCAUCAUCAUCAUUAAAUUCCAGUAGUGAUCGUAAUCCAACUACUAAAAAAAGAUCAUCAUCAAACGCAUCAAAUUCAGAGGAAUCAACAACCACAAUUGAUCUUUCAAAAUUAUCACCAUUAGAACAAGGUAUAUAUAAAUUUAAUCAAUCACCAAAAAGAGGAAUUGAAUAUUUAUUAAAAAUGAAAUUAGUUAAAGAAACACCAGAAGAUAUAGCACAAUUUAUAAAAUCAAAUACUUUAACAUUAGAACCAAAAAAAAUUGGUGAAUAUUUAGUUCAACAAAAUUCAUUUAAUUUUAGUGUAUUAUUUAAAUAUGUAGAAUUAUUUAAUUUCUUAAGUAUUCCAAUUGAUGAAGCAUUAAGAAAUUUAUUAUUUGGAUUUUUAUUACAUGGUGAGAAUCAAUGUAUUGAUAAGAUUAUUGAAAAGUUUGCAGAGAAAUAUUAUCAUGAUAAUAUUGGUCAAGAAUCAUCAGUAUUUUCAAAUGCAGAAUCAGUUUAUUUAUUAUCCUAUGCAAUCAUUAUACUUUCAACCGAUUUACAUAAUCCAUCAAUCACUACAAAAUUAACAAAACAAGAAUGGAUUAAAAUGAAUUCAAAAAUUAAUAAUAAAAAUGAUUUUGAAGAAUCAUUUUUAUUUGGAAUUUAUGAUAGAUUAUUAAAAGAACCAUAUAAAAUUAUAAAUGAUGAUUUAGCAUUAAAUUCACAAGAUAAAUUAUUAAGAUAUAAUAGAGAAUCAGAUUAUAUUGCAAAACAAUGUCAAGAAUUAAUUAAAGCAAAAUUAUCAAAGAAAUCAAUAUUUUAUAAAGCUAGAAAUAUUGAACAUGUAAGACCAAUGUUUUUAUUAUCAUGGUGUUAUGUAUUAUCUACAUUAUCGGUUGUAUUGGAUGAUACAAAGGAUAGAAGAGUUGUUCAAUUAUGUUUAGAAGGUUUUUCAUAUGCAAUUAGAGUUAGUUGUAUUUUUUAUAUGAAUGUUGAAAGAUCUUCUUUCAUAACAUCUUUAUCGAAAUUCUCAUUAUUGGAUUCAAUCAAAGAACCAACAUUAAAAAAUAUUGAAUGUGUUAAAACUUUAUUAUCAAUUGGUAUUUCUGAAGGAAAUUAUUUACAAGAUAGUUGGACACCAAUUUUAAAAGCAAUUUGUAUUUUAGAAAGAUUUCAAUUAUUUAAUAGUGUAAAACAACAAAUAUUAUCAUCCCCUAAUAAUAUAGAUAAUGAAAAUAAUAAUAAUGGAGAAUCAAUAAAUAUUUUCUCAACAACAACUACAACAUCAUUAACUACAACUACAUAUUCAUCAUCAUCAUCACCAAUUAAUAAUAGUCCAAAUACAAUUAUAAAUAUAGUAGCAGGUAUUAAUAAUAGUCCAAAUUUAUAUAUAAUAGAGAAUCAAAUAAAGAGAUUAAUUGAAGAGAAUCCAAAGGAAUUGACAUUUGAUAGUAGUAUAAUUGAAAGAAUAUUUACAAAUACAAGUUCAUUAUCGGAUGAUUCAAUAGUUACAUUCUUUAGAUGUUUAUGUGAAGUUAGUGAUGAUGAGAUUAAUCAUUAUCAAAGAAACUAUAGUUUAAUUAAAUUGGUAGAGGUGAUUGAAUAUAACUUUAAGCGUAUAAGAUUGGUAUUCUAUAAUAUUUGGGAGAUUGUAGUUCAACAUUUUACAAAGGUUGGUUGUAAUGCAAAUAUUGAGAUUGCUCAACAUGCAAUCGAUUCAUUAAGACAAUUGGCAAAUAAAUAUUUGGAGAAACAAGAAUUGACAAAUUAUAAUUUCCAAAAUGAAUUUUUAAUACCAUUUCAAGAUAUUAUGAAAUGUAACCCUUCGAUUAUCAUCAAAGAGUUGGUCAUUAGAUGUGUGGCACAAUUGUCAAUAUUAAAGAGUAAAAAUAUCAAAUCUGGUUGGAAAACCAUUAUCAAUGUUUUCACAUUGGGAUCAAAGGUUUUAAAUGAGUCCAUUGUUCAAUUGUCUUUUCAAGGUAUUGAUCAAUUGAUUCAAAAGAAUUUCCAAUUAAUUGAAGAUAAUUUCUUUAUAAACCUAAUUGAAUCUUGUUCAUCAUUCUCUUUACCAACUGUACCUUAUUUUGAAAUUUCAAUUAAAUCUUUAGAAUUAUUAUUAUUAUUAUCAAAACGUUUACCAACCAAUAGUACUACAUCAUCAACAUCAUCAUUAUCAACAUCAACAGGUUUAACAAUUUCAACAAUUGAAAAAUUAUUAUUACCAAUUAUUCAAGGCACUUCAUUUGCAAUUUUACAUGAAAGUGAACCAGUUAGAAAAUUAUCAUCAGCUUUAUUAUUUGAUCUUUUGAAUUCAAGAGGAUCUGAAUUCAAUAGUGAAAUUUGGAAUAGAAUCAUUAUGAAGGUUAUUACACCAAUCUUUCAAUCUAUCGAUUUAACUAAAUUGAAUAAUGAAGUCACAAAUAAUUGGUUACGUCAAACUUUUCCAAUCUUAUUAAAUUAUUUAAUUGAUUUGUUUAUACAAUUCAAUAAGGAGUUAAAUCAAUAUUAUGAUACUUUUUUAACUUUAUUAGAACCAUUCAUAUGUUGUUGGAGUGAAUUAUCUGUUCAAGUUGCAAUUGAUUAUUAUGCUAAUUUCAUAAGUAAAUGUUCACCUUAUUUUUCAAAUGAAUUUUGGUGUACAAGUUUAAUUGAUUCAAUUAAUAGAAUUAUAAAGAAAUUAUUAAUUUCAAAAUCAUCACCAUCUUCAUCAUCAUCUUCAUCAUCAUUAUCAUCAUUACAACAAAUAACGUCACCUUUAACAAAUAAUAAUAAUAAUAAUAAUAAUAAUAUACCAAUAUCAGCAAUAACGCCAGAAACACCAAAGAAACAAAAUAAUAACAAUAAUAAUAAUAAUAAUAAUAUUAAUAAUAAUAAUAAUUGUAGAUCAUUUAGUCGUACAUUAUUAUCAUUAAAACCAUUUUUAGUAAUAGAUGAAGAAUCAAGUUUUAUAGGUAAAAAAAUGAAGAGUAAUGUUAUGAAAUAUGAAAAGACUGAACCAUUUUUAUCAAUUCAUAAUUGGAAUACAAUAAUUAAAUUCCAAAGUCUUAUAAAUAAGGUUUAUAGUGAAUUACAAUUAAAGGUUCCAAUUAAAUUUGGUGUAUUAUUAGUAAAAAAAUGGGAUUUAGUAUUCAUUUUAUCACAACGUAUCAAUUCUGAACAAAUUUUCAUCUCUCAUUUUGGUGAACAAAAUACUCAAAACUAUGAAUGUUCAACACUUUCUUUGUUAUUGUCAUUAUUGUUUGAAAUGUAUAUUAGACCUGAUACAAAGAAAUCCUCUGAUAGUAAAAAUCAUGAAGAUUAUCUUCAAGCAAAGAAACGUUCAAAAGAAGUUGAAGAUAUUUUAUCAAGAUUUACAAUUGGGAUAUUAAAAGAAAAUUCUUUAGUAGUUUCAAAUAAUCUUAAUAAUAAUAAUAAUAAUAAUAAUGUAAAUUCACCAAUAACAACAACAACAUCAUCAUCAACUUCAUCAUCAAAUACAACUACUAGAAUAUUUAAUAGUACUAGAAUGAUUAAUAUUAUUUGCCAAAUUUUACAAGGUUUUACAAGAUAUAAUCAAAAACAAUUUAAAAAACAUCAACCAUCUUUCUUUCCAUAUUGUAUCGAUUUAUCAUUACAUGAUAAUUUACAAAUUAGACAAAGUUUAUCAAAAUUAUUUGAAAGAUGUAAAUCUGAUCUUCCAACUAUUAUUUUAUCACAAUCACCACCAUCUCCAUUAACUCUUGAUCCAAUUCCAACCAUUGGUCAAAAGAAUAAUUCACAAAUUCAACAACAACAACAACAAGAACAACAAGAACAAAAUUUAGAAAAUGCUUCUCACUAUACUGUAAAGGAUAAAGUUUUAAUUAUUGAAGAUAAUCAAAAUCAAAAUCAAAAUCACAAUCAAAAUAAUAAUGAUGAUAAUAUUACUAUUAAAGAAUCAAAUACUUCAAUUGAAAUAAUUCAAGCUGAUGAUAAUGAUGAUGAUGAUAAUAAUAAUAAUGAUAAUAAUAAUAAUAUUAACGAGAAAAGAAAUGAUGAAGAUGAUAAUAGUAAUGAAAUAAAACAAAAUGAUGAAAAUGAAAAAAUUGAAAUAAUUCAAGAUGAUGAAACCGAAGAUUUAAGUAAUAAUACAAAUAAUGGUAUUUCUGAUGACUUCACUCCAAUCGAAACUAAUGAAAAUUUAACAGAUAUCGAUGGAUUUGUUAACAUUAACGAGGAAGAAGAUAUAUUAUAA